Molecule: messenger RNA, 10344 nt
Organism: Neospora caninum
Lineage: Eukaryota; Apicomplexa; Conoidasida; Eucoccidiorida; Sarcocystidae
Product: putative zinc finger (CCCH type) protein
Exons: 7
Coding region: 1-10344 (3447 amino acids)
Molecular function (GO): metal ion binding
Source: RefSeq, a predicted model, not a curated record
AUGGCAGAGAACGGCGGAGCGUCUGGCGCGUCGCCGUCGACACGCGAAGGCAGUCAGGCGCAGUCGUUCCUGAGCUUUCCUCGACUCUCUUCGUCCACCAAGACUGGCCCCUCGGUGUCGCUCCGAGACGCCUCUGGCCCGCCGACCCAACCCCCAGAUGUGUUUCCGUCUUCGGUCCUCGCGACGCGAGGCGAGAAAAGCGCGCCGACUUUGGCCGCUUCAAAUGGUGUUUUGAGCUACAAAGCUGUGGCUGCUCGAGCUGUGUCCCAGAGAGUUGGUGGAUCGAGUGCGGCUACAUGCAGUGACAGCGAGAGGGACGCGCGCAGGGAAAGCGAGCCUUCUCGGCAGUCUCGCGCCUUUGAUGGCGACAGCGCAGGCGCAGUGCCGCCUGGAGAACGAAGACAGACCCGCCACGAGAAAACCAGCUCGUCGGCCAAGGGCGAGGACCCUCAGGAGAGCACCCAGGACAGCGGCGCCGAGGGCCUCCGGCUGGGAGGGGGGACCAGGAGCGUCGCCCCAGGGAGCGCGGCCGAAGUCUGCGAGGUCAGCGCGCGGUCGCCGUCGCCUCCGCGCUCGAAGAGAAGCAAGGGCGACCAAAGUGAGAGGGGGUCGGGUACUGGGAAGGGAGGAGAGAAGAAGGCCAACACGACUGCGAACGGCCACGGGAAGAGGAAACACAAGAAACUCCUCGAUCUGCGACUGCCCACGGCGGCCGCGUCCGACCUCCCGGUCUUUGAAAGGGAAGGAGAACAAGAUGCCCAUCUGGCCGUCAUGCUCAAACCCGGAAACCGGAAGCGCCGGAGCUGUGUCGACUCUGUCUCCGGCUGUCUCCUGUUUUGGGGCGCCAGGUGUCCGUCCAAGCUCGGGGCUGGAAGUGGCGGCGCCUGGUGUAUCGAGGGAGACAAGUGUUUGGCGUGCCACACCGAUGCCGAAUAUUUCGGCCACCCCGCGGUGUACAAGACGGUUCUCUGCACCAAUUCGAGGAGCUCGUCGAACCGCUCGUGUUGUUUCUCCUCAGCCAGUGCCGCGCCUGGCACGAGUCCGCGAAAGCGCCGAAGCGAGGCUCUCCUUGCGUUCUGUGGUCGGGUGCGAUGCUGCUGUUGGAAAGCCCACAGUAAGGGCGAGCAGCGGGCCGAACUUGCAAAGAAAUACACCCCGACCAGCAUGGGGAAACAGCCCUCGCCUGUAGGCCCCAACGCGCCUCUCUCGACUCUCAGUCACGACUCACAUCUUAGCUCGAGCGGCGACGGGCAGGGAGGCGUGAGCACGCCGACGCCGGCCAGAGAGCAGGGGCGCACCGAGGCCGCUCUGGGUGGCGGCCUUGCGAGCGUGCAGAACCGCCGUUCCUCGUUUGGUGUUGACUUGGGCGACACGGUGGGGCUGCGAGGCAGCGCGUGCGGGAAGGAGCCUGGGUCGGCGGCUCCUCCACACGGCGGCGAGGAUGGAGAGGCGUUGCGUCGUCUCUCGGGAUCCUCAGCGGCAGGGAACGAGAAGCUGCCGAAGAAGGGCGAGGACCGACGGGCAGAAGGCCCUCCUGGCGCAGCGACGAACUCGACGCGGAGUUUCGAGAAGGGCCGAGAAGCCGUGAAAAGCCCUGUUGGCGACGUGGCGGGUCCGAAUGCUGUCCUCUUUCCUCGACUUCAGCGUUUGUCUCCGCUGCCGAAGGGAUCAAAGGGAGCGCUUCGUGACGCAGAAGGGAAGGCCACAUGCGGCGGGAAGGGAGGGGCCGAGAAGUCCAGCAGCUCCGCCGGCUCGGAGAAAAACCCGCCUGACGUCGAGAAGGAAUGCACUUGCUCGUGCCCAUCUUUAGGUUCGUGGCGAGAAAACGGGGCGUGGCGUGGCGCAGGCGCGUGGGGCGGGUCUCUGUCGCAGAAAGCCUCAGACCCAUCCGUGCCUCUCACGCCUGGACAGCCAGGAGAGGAGGGAAAGGGGAAGAGCUGCGCAGUGACGGCUCAGCAGACGGCCGCGACGGGAACGGUUGGAGCGGAAGGCAUCGGCCCCGCGAAUGUCUUUCUGCCUGACGGAUCCCUCGACCUCGACCUCUUCAAGGUGUUCCCCUGUCGAAAUCGGAAUGUUCUCCACGAACGCAAGAGCUGCCCGUUCUACCACAACUACCGAGACAAACGCAGGGCCCCCGUGACUUACCAGGCGGAGCAGUGCGAGGAACAGUUCGACCUGGACACCACGACGAUCCAGUGCAGCAAAGGAGACAACUGCGAGCGAUGUCACAACCGCCACGAGUUGCUUUACCACCCAAACAUCUACAAGCAACGCUUCUGUUCGAACUUUUCCAAGAAUGAGAAGAACGGGUUGACGGCCUGUGCGCGCGGCGUGUUUUGUGCCUUCGCUCACUCGCGGGCCGAAAUCCGGGCCACCCUCUUCACGGAGCAGGAAGAAAGGGAGCCGGACUGUCAGUUCUUCGUCGCCAAGUUCAAAACCGUCUGGUGUCCGUACGGCUCCCAGCACGACUGGCACACGUGCGUGUACGCCCACACCUACCAGGACUGUCGUCGCGCCCCUGCCAUCGGUUACGGCUCCGAACCCUGUCCGGCCUGGUCGAAGGAUCUCCACUCGGCGGACUACGACCGGCGAUGUCCACACGGGCAAGUGCCUCUCGGGCGAUUUCUGCAUGCCAACAAACCGCAGAAAUCACCCGUUGUGCAUCUCUAUUUACUCGCUGUCUGUGCAAACCGUUCCAGCAUCCUGGCCCGGCUGACUGCGGCGUCGCGGCGCGCGGGAGCGGCUGCAGGCCUCGGCGGCUCCGAGGGUGCUAACGCGAUGCUGACGGCGGGUAGCCGAACUGGUUCGUCUGAAACUCAACACGUCUGUCGAGGGUCCCACCGCCACAGUGGGCUUGGCGCCGUCGUGCAGUCUUCCGCCUUUCCUUUCUCCGUGGGCGGAGUCAGCGCCGGGCCGCCGCCUGGAUCGUCGCCGAAGGCUCUCCCCGCUCUCUCCAAGGCCAGUGGGGCAAACGCUUGCCUCGCGCCUUCGUCGAAGCCUGCCUCCUGCCGCAGGCGGUCGUCGUCCUCCUCGUACUCGGCGUCGUACGCAGCCUAUGCUCCUCCCCCGUUCCCUUCGUACCCUGCGGGAGCGCAGGGGUCGGAGCUCGUCCAGUUUGGGGCGGCUUCGCCGCUCGAGGCGUGUCAUGCAAACGCUGAGAGCAUGUGCGACGCCGUUGAGGUGAGCGACGAAGGCCUGCAUGCGCUGCCUCGGAAGGACGAGCGACGACGCAUCGCCCCUUCCUGGUCUGCAACCCUGGCCGUCGAAGCCAGAGACGAGAGCAGGCAGAAGGCUCCAGCCCGACGGUUGUCUCGAGGGUCCGUCCACGAGUUCCUGUCCGGCGCGGGGGCCUCCUACAGAGACGGCAGCGGCUCUUCUCAAGGGGACAGGAGAGAAAAUCUCCAAAGCUGGAGCGAGCCGGCGUCGUGUUUUCCGCCAUCGUUCCAACCCGCUGGCGGCCGUCUUGCCUCCGCGAACCGCGAGAAGACGCAAGAGCAUCUGCUCCUCCAGGUUGCUGCGAUGCUGCUGAACGGGUCGUCUCGAGAGAGCGAGGCAGAGAACUUCGCGCCUGCACAUGCAGGAGAGCACAACGGCGGCGAGGAGCUUCAGGGGCAUACCUUCUCUGCUGAAAACGCCGAAGUGUCUUCGCUUUUCGCUCCACACACUCACGACUUCAUGGGCCUCUGUGCGUCUCUAAGCAACCGACCGGGCUUCUCGGGGCACCACUCGGCCGAGGACGACAGCAACUCUGGCACAGACUAUGCACCCUCAGUGCUGUUCACACCCCACAGCGGAGAGGAGGGCGGCAGGCCGGGAGCGAUCGAAGGCCCGAGAGACACGUUCUCUCUCGGUUCGUCCUUCUUUCCGGCCGCCUUCCCCGGGGACAGCCUGCCGUCUGGCUUAUCGGACGCAGCGCCGGAAGAGAGAGCGAAGGACGAAGGGGCGUUGUUUUUCUCGGGCGCGGGUUCGAGAAGGGGUGGCCAGGCGGACUUGCGAGCACGCGUCGCGGCAGCGAACGGCCCUUCGGACGCCUUCGCGCGAGAGAGACUCGCAGGCGAAGGCCUGGACACGAGUGCGUUGCUCCUGCCUCUUGCCGUGGCGCCUCUGUCGUCUUCGUCUCCGCCUUUUGUGUCAUCUGGAGGGCAUCCGCCGGUGUCCUCGGGCGAGUCUGGUCGUCCCGCAGCGGCUCUCCGAACGGCCCGGAGUUCAGAGGAACUCGAGGAGAGAGACAGAGACGAGGCGGAGGCGUGGAGCGUCAGCACGGAAGGCUGCAGACGGCACGGCAAGGGAGGCCCCACGGCUUCUCAAGGAGAUCUCUGGUCUUCACCGUCGUUAGAGACACUUGCGUCGAGAGGGGACGGGGGCGAACAAGACGGUGGAUCGAGACCGCUCGAAAGAAACAGUGCGGCCUCCGCGCGUGGCCGCCGCUUCAUGCGUCUCUUCGACAACGGAAGUUUGUGGGGCCCUUCCACGGGUCGUCCAAAACCUUUGGCGACCGAGCCGAACGACGCGCAGCAGUUCGCCUCGCUGUCGUUUUCGUCUUCUCUUUCUUCCUCGCCUCCGGGCUUGCUCGUCCCUGACGGCGCAGAAGCGCCGGGCCAAGCGCGCGUGGCCGAGAGGCCGUCGCCCCACAACCUCGCGAUCUCGAUUCUCCAUUCUUCGCCGCCCAGGAGGAAAGGCAACUUGUGGGGAACCGACGAAGAGAACGGCACCGCAACGAAUCUGCCGUCGACUUCGUUGCCAGGGUCGUAUUCCUUUGAGAGCAGAAAGUCUGGAGAUACCUUCGUUGCCUCCUCGUUUUCCGUCGUGUCGCCGGCCGGCGUACAUCCCGAAGACUCCCAGCGCGAUUCCACCGGAAACCGCGGGCGGCGUGCCCCGCGCGAAGAGCCCAGUUGUCCCUCCGCUGUGGCCAGCUUGUGGGGUGUUGAGUGGAGGUCCAUGGAGGAGGAGACAGGAGCGCCGUCCGCGUGGGCCCCCCUCGCCUCCUCGGCUCCGCCGGGGCUGCUUCGGCCCGCCGUGCUCAAGGGCCGGCGGGGCGCAACCGAGAGCCCGGAGGAGGGCGAGGCGUCUUGCGGCUCUGGUGAGGCCUCGUCUGGGCUGGCGAGCGCGUUCGCGAGCGACGCCGACGUGAAUCCGCCAGCGACCGUCUUGGCAGGAAGAAGCGCGUCGCCGGCGCCAUCCUCGUUUUCGAACGACGCCCUCGAAGAAGAGAAAGAAGAAGACCUGGCCCGAAUCCCAACCGCUGCAGUGACGGCAGUUGAGACUGCCGCCGUGGCUUUGUGGGGGGCAUUCGACGAAGAAGAAGACGAGCGCAAGAGGGAUUUUUCGGUGUCUUCGUCGUCUGUCGCUCUCUCUGCCUCGCGAAAAGCUGAAGAAGGCGAAGAGAGGAAUCUGUUCCACAAAAAGCUGUCUUUCCUCGAGGAAGCGAUGAGCGCGCUGUGGAAAAUGAAACGCAGUGGACACGCGCAAGUGGCUGAAGAAGAUCCUGUCGACGGGAAGGCGGUCGAUGCAGACGGAGACCGGUGGCAGGGUGAGGCAAAGCACAUUCCAGCUAGGGACGUGGAGGGGAGGCGACAGGCGAGGAGCAAGGUUGACAGAACGGCAGUUCUUGCAGUGUCCGUGAAAGACCGAAACGCGCAGCUCGCGUGCCUCAAAUCCCUUCUCGGUCUCCUGGCAUGGCACAACGUGAUUCUGUAUGUGACCGACCCGAGCCGAGAAGAGAAGGGAAAGCCCGAGGAUGCCUCUCCGGAGUCUCCCGUGCUCCAGGCUCUUGCAACCCUCAAGGUGACAGCUCGCUACCACGUCUCUCACCUUCGCGAGGAAGAACUCACUGAGCAAAUUCUCGAAGGGGCGUUGUCGAAGGAGACUGAGAAAGGCCACCGCUUGCUGGUUGUUCACGGACGGCGCGUUUUUGACGAGAGGCCAAAGGACGCUGACGCCCAGGCUCCGACGCAGGCACAGACAAAGGACGUAGAAAACACACUGCCGUCUCGCAAGAAUCCUUGCUCUCUCUUCGGGCUUCUUCGCCUCCAGAGGCAGCAGCCAGUCGACGCGAGACACUGGGAGAAGGAGACGCUCGCCGUCGUCGGCCUCCACAGCGCUCCUGCCGACUUUUGGCGAACAUGCCGCGAAGAGAAGCUCACUCUUGGUGGUCUCGCACCGAAACCCAUGAGAGCGGAGCAGUCAGACCCUGCCGCGCGGUCCCUGCUGUCCGCCGCUCCUUUGCCGGGGGACCGUGCGCCAGGAACUCGGCAGCCUGUCGGACCUGUUGGGUCCGAGCACCGGACCAGCGAAGAAGAGGCGGCGCCUAAGCGUCUGUCUUUUUCUUGUUGGCCGACAGUUGCCGUUCACUUGGUUGUUUCGCCGUCCCCACGCGCCCUCCUGCAAAGCGAAGGCAUCCCCGAAGGCGAGGUCAGAGACGCGUAUGACUUUAGGACGGGCUCUCUGCUUCCGUCUGCUUCACUGCCGCUUUGGUCGUGUCUCUUCGGCUCGCUGGCACCGUCUCGUCUGUCGCCGUGCGCGCCGUCGCUGCGGGCCCUGCCUUCCUCGCCCGACAUCACUUCCUCGCGGGCGUCUCUCGACCGCUCGUCGUCAUGCCCCGACUUUCUUCCAGAGAGUGGGAAACCCUGUUUCGCUCCUCGCACCCCGUCGCCCAGCCGCAGCGUAGGCGAAGACCUCACCGCGGCGACAGCUGCAGGGACGGUUACCUCGGCGUCUCCCGCGUCGUCGGUCUCUUCGCUUCCCUCCGUUUCCGAGUUUCUUUCUCUCUCCCCCUCGCUCCGUCCCCACUGUCACGACCGCUCCUCCUCUCAGUCGAGCCCGCUCACACUGCCUCUACUGCUCUCGACGCCGCCUGCCUCCUCGACGGUUGCCGGGGCCUCGGGCGCGUCUGUGUUCUGGGGCGCGUCGAGUCUGCAGGUGAGACGCCCCGCUCGCGAGAUCCUCGCGCCCACUUCCGGCGACGAUCGCAGCGUGUCUGGAGAGACGGCGAUGACCACGGAGACGGCGGCCUCGUCGGCUGCUCUGUCGGACGCGCGGGCCGGCGAAGAUGGGCCAGAGUGUGGCGGCGAGAAGGAGGGACGGAAAGCCGCGGCGACGGGGACAGCCGCGAAGCCGCGAAGUGGGAAGAAGGCGACGGUGCAACGCGAGCAGAGCGUCGAGGACGGAUCGCUAACAGCGAAACGCUGGGCUCAAGUGCACGAGGGAAGAGACUCGGACAGUCAGUGGCGAAGCCAAAAGGGGAUCGAGGCAGGAGAACUUUUCGGUGAACUACUCGUGAGGGAAAUGUGCGUCCUCGCCGAGGCCCUGAGAAAAGAAGCUGCGGACGCCGAGAAAGAAGACCGUGACGGUCGGUUGGUUUUCUGCUGGGCGCCAUCGAGCGAAGAACAAACUGGCCAGGAGACAAGCUGCGAGCGUCUUCGAGCCCCUAGAGAUGUCGCGACCAACCUUCGACACUUCGCCAAGGACUCAGUAGCAUCGGCAUCGCCCGCGGCUUCGUCUCUCAGGUUGCUCUCGCGGUCUCUGGUGCCUUCGCUCGGUCACGUUCAGCGCUUGCUGCUGUUGGUCUCUGUGCGCGCGGAUGCUCGCCUCGACGGCGCGCGCAUGUUCAGCCGCCUGUCGGCGUGCUCCGCAGACUCGGUGUUUGUCCUUCCCGCGGGCUCCUGGUCAUCUCCGGGCGCGGAGAGCGCGGAGGCGAAGAAGCGAGCUGAGGGCGAGGAAGGCGUCAAGACACGCCGACAGCCCCUCGCGGCUGGGUCCACCCUCGCGGUCUGUCUACGCGAGUCUCCAGCUGCAGCAGCGGCUCAACGGGUAGAGGCGAAUUCGUCUUUCGGUGUUGCGUCUUCUCUCUCUGCCUCGCCAGAAACGCGAUGUCUCACUUUGGCGCAGCUGGUGAGCGGCUGCUCCGGUGCGCUACGUUUAGAUCUAUCGCGUUUCUCUCCGCUUGGGAACUCUCUCUUCAAGGAAGAAGAGUGCGGAGUUCGUCCAAUGCGGCUCGAUGUGUCCGAACUGGUCGCAGCCACGAAGAGAGAGGCGAGCGAAAGGCGGGUAGAAAGCCCUCGAGACAGUCGGAAGAAGGCAAACUCCGAGGAAGGCGAAAUCGCGGAUCUGUGGUGCGCACUGUGUGGCGAGGCGAUUGAGAGGCAACCCGAAGAUCUUGGCAGCAACCGGGAGACGACAGACCAAAUCGUGGCGACGGCAGCCGGACGAACAGAAGUGUGUUGCUUCGUUAGAUGUGGGUACACCCCAGAAGACCCGGAAAGAGAGCUAGACUGUCCUCACGUCUUUCACCGUUCUUGUCUCGACCAGUUUUUGGUGGGGCCGCAGUUCACACGGGCAGGAGGCAGGUGCUUCUGCCGCUCCUUUGUUCCACGGGGCCCGCUCUCUUGGCCAUCCCUCGCACCUUGCGAGACCGGGACGGGACGGCAGACUGCCUCGCAGCCCACGUCGCAAAGACGGUCGAGUUCGUUUCAAGCGUCAAUGUCUUCCUCGCGGGAGAACCAGAACUCAUGCCUCGGCGUUUCUCCUCUGAAGUUUCUGCCGGCUUCCAGUGGCAGCGCCUCCCGUCGCACAGACGAUCCAUCGGACGGCCUCCCGGAGUUGCGAGCGCCGCAUGAGUUUGAAGAGAGCAUCUGCAGUUCGUUCUUCCCUUUCGGCCAAGACGCGAGUGCGAUCUCCCCCUCCGCGGCCUCGUCCCACGACGCAGCGCUGCUCGAAGGGAGCGAGGAGGAUGCCGCGGUAACUUCCCCGCGCCUGUGCGGGGGCGUCCCUACACCUGGAAGUCCGCGAUACGGCACGGUGCCGAGGGGCCUCGUGACGCCGGCGCACCUCCCGGCGCUUCUGCGCGAGCUUCUUGUGGGGCUCUCUCAAGUACAAGACCUGCAUGUGCACGUGGCUCUGCGCGAGAGAACCAGAAAGGUGUUUGCUGAGGAGACUGGGAGCGCCGGGGACAGCAACGGCAAAGGAAUCGAGAAGGCGCAAAAGGAAGGGGAUGAGAAAGGCCGAGAAAGGCGGAUCGAGUGGUGUGUCUCCAGGACUCCCCGCCUCGUGAUUUCGCCCACCGACAUCUGGGUGGCAACCCGCGAGACUUCGCUGGAACGCAGAGAUCCGCACGAGAAGGCGACCGCCGUUUCAACUUGCGUCGAUGUGUUGGGUUCUUCGCUGCUGCCAGCGUUUGUGCCGGUCUCCCCUGGAAAGCUGCUGGGACAAUGCCCUCAGCUGUUCCCACACGCCGCAGCUCGCCUCGUUUUAUUCGUCUGUUCCGGUGGAGCUGCCGGCGGGAGGCGAAUGGGCGUACGGGAAGACGCAGCCGCGAUGGACGCGAGCGAGAAAACCCAAGGGGACAGCGGCACGGGAGUAGACCUGCAUGGUGUGUACGACACUGUCUCCGGCUUCCCGCCCCUCCUGCAACAUCUGUUUCUUCUGUUGAGCAGUGGCGGGACGCCCUCAUCGUAUGCCCACCUGCAUCGAGAGAAACGCGAGUUGGCCGGCUUGGCAGAAGACACGGACAAAGUGGAACAGGAAGACAAAGUUGCCUUUCCGGCUUCUUUCCUUCUUCUGUCAGAUGCUGUUCGGCACCAUCCUUUCUUCUGGUCGACUGCACAGAAGCUGGACUUUCUGGACAAAUUGCAGUUUGUUCUCUCCCAUGUUUGCGCAACGCCCCGCGGCGCCUCGCACUUUCUCGCGGCGCCAGCUUCAUCGCUCUGUGCCGCCUCCGUUUCAGAAGAAGGGAUGGCGCGGCGAAGCACGAACCCGAAGCACCAGAAAGAGUGGCGAGCGUGUGUCGAGAAACUGGCGGAAGGGUGGCGAGAAAAGGUUCACAGAGACCUUCUUGAAGCUGUGGACACCCCGAUGGCGGGGAGGGCUGGAGCGUGGAGAGCAGCAGAGUGCAAUUUGACGCCGCUGUCGCCUUUUUCAAAUGAUCUUGAGGGGCUCCUGCGGUUCAUCAAGACCCUGCGGACGUGGAGUCUCGUGAUCGGUCUGAAGGUGCUCACCUCUUCUGCAGUCGCGGAUCUCGUUGAGGUGUAUAUCCACCCCACCGGCACGGCUGCCACGACGUGGGAGAGCCCGUCAAAAAGAGGGCCGCGGAUGGCACGUUUCCGGAGAACCAGCGCAUCGACAUUCGAAGACCAGAGAGCGAGACGCAUUCUUCUGCAGAACUUCGACAGCGUGUGUCUCGAACAGAUCCAUCAAGUCCACCCGCGCUUGUUCCUACUUCUUUUCGCCUACGUCACUUCCGCGUUCGAGGGCGACAGCGAAAUGGAGAGCAUAUUUGAUUUCCUGCGCGAGUUCACGCUCUCCAGCAAACCCUUGCGGGAUAGCUUCUGGUUCGAGGCCGUUAUGUGA